Nerophis ophidion (straightnose pipefish) is the source of this 1865-nucleotide messenger RNA. Its product is annotated as acidic mammalian chitinase-like. Gene Ontology annotation, biological process: chitin catabolic process; carbohydrate metabolic process. The record is from RefSeq and is a predicted model, not a curated record. The transcript has 12 exons. NCBI's taxonomy places the organism in Eukaryota, Metazoa, Chordata, Actinopteri, Syngnathiformes, Syngnathidae. Gene Ontology annotation, cellular component: extracellular region. Gene Ontology annotation, molecular function: chitin binding; chitinase activity. The coding region runs from base 45 to 1457 and encodes 470 amino acids.
CUUCAAUCCCCAAGUAAUCCGGUGUGUGGUUCCGUUCGAUCAAGAUGACCAGGCUGACAAUACUUGCAGGCUUGUGUCUGGUGAUAUGCCAGCUGGGAUCGGCCACCCAGAUGAUAUGCUACUUCACAAACUGGUCCCAGUAUAGACCUGGCGAGGGGAAGUACUUGCCACAAGAUGUGGACCCCUUCCUGUGCACCACCCUGAUCUACGCCUUCUCUAUCAUCAACCAUAACAACGAGUUGGUGAUGUAUGAAUGGAAUGACGACGUGCUCUACCAGUCCUUCAACGGCUUGAAAACUAAGAACCCUCAUCUGAAGACUCUUCUGGCUGUUGGUGGAUGGAACUUUGGUUCACAGCAGUUCUCCAUUGUGGUAUCCAACCAGGCCAACCGCCAGAAGUUCAUCCAGUCUUCCAUCAAAUUCCUGAGGACUCAUGGUUUCGACGGUCUGGAUCUGGACUGGGAGUACCCCGGAGCUCGCGGAAGCCCGCCAGAAGACAAGCACAGGUUCACUUUGCUCUGUCAGGAACUUGUUCAAGGCUUUGCGGCUGAGGCCAAGGCCACGGGCAACACUCAACUGAUGUUGACCGCUGCGGUGUCUGCUGGCAAGGGGACAAUCGAUGGAGGAUACGAAAUUGCUGAGAUUGCCAAGGAACUGGACUUUAUCAAUGUCAUGACCUACGACUUCCACGGAACUUGGGAGCGCUUCACAGGACAUAACAGUCCACUGUUCCGUGGUUCCCAGGACUUUGGGGACCUCAUUUACUUCAACACCGACUACGCUAUGAAGUACUGGAGAGACAAUGGAACGCCGUUGGAGAAGCUGAGGAUGGGAUUCGCCACCUACGGUCGUACCUUCCGUCUGACAUCAGCAGACUCUGGUGUUGGAGCUCCAGCUAGUGGACCUGCAGCUGCUGGUCCAUUCACGCGAGAAGCUGGGUUCUGGUCCUACUAUGAGAUCUGCGGCUUUCGGAAAGGCACUCAACUUCAGUGGAUCGACGACCAAAAGGUGCCCUAUGCCACUAAAAACAACGAGUGGGUGGGAUUUGACACCAGGGAAAGCUACGAGACCAAAGUCCGUUACCUGAAGGAACAAAGGUUUGGCGGUGCUUUUGUGUGGGCCCUUGACUUGGAUGACUUUGCUGGACGAUUCUGCGGCGAGGGCAAACACCCUCUCAUGUCUCAUCUUCGCACACUUCUCAAUAUUGAGCUGCCCCCACUUCCUCCGACCACGACCCCCAAGCCCGGCGCUAGCACCACCGCCCGUCCCACCACGACCACCACAGUGACCACCCAUGCCCCGGGAUCCGGGUUCUGCAACGGCAAACCCGACGGCCUGUACCCUCACCCAGACGACAGGGCCAGCUUCUACAUGUGUGCGGGCGGCAUCACUCACGUGAAGCAGUGUGGAUCUGGAUCUGUCUACGAUGACAGCUGCAAGUGCUGCGUGUGGCCAUGAGCGAUAAUUGGACAAACUUAAAGUGACAUCAUUGAUUAAAAAAGACUGAUAUCAUUAUGCAUCCACCGUGUAUCAUUUCAGAGUAUAUUGUUAGACCAAAUGAGCAGAUGUCUAUUUUCUGCAGCUGGAUUUUAUCCCAGCGGACUUUGGCUAAGAGGUGGAAUACACCUUGGUUUGGUCACCAGCUAAUCACAUCACUCAUCUACAAAAAACAUUUACAAUUUUUUGUCACAAAACCUAAAUACUAACAUGUCUUUAUAAUGCAAUGAACACAACAUUUUUUCAUAAAAUAUACUUUACAAUGAUUUUAUUGGGUAUACUUUAAGGUUAAGGACAAUAUUUUUUAUAAUACAGUGAAUGUAACAUGUUUUUAUAAAAUUUGAAAAAAAUAAACAACAUCAAUGAUUA